CUGAAUUGAAUACGUUCUGGACAUUCGCAGACGCAAACCUCCAAAAAAACAAGAAAAAAAAUCAUCAUCAAUAAUAAAAAAUGUUUGGGUGUCUCAAUUUGCUGGCCGCUCUGCUCGUCAUCGGCGCAUUGAAAGAUUUUACAGUUGGCCUGCGUUUGGUUGAAGUACGCAUACCAAAUUACGUGAUUAAAGGAUCUGCAGCGCAAUUGGAAUGCAUGUAUGAACUCGAUGGCGAAGCCCUUUACUCGGUCAAAUGGUAUAAGGAUGGCAAUGAGUUUUAUCGCUAUGUGCCCAGAGAUAUGCCACCAGCUCAAACGUUUCUGCUGCCAGGUGUAAAUGUAGAUUUGCACAACUCUAGUGAUGCCACUGUUACGCUCCGCAACGUCAAUCUUCAGUCGGCGGGACGCUUCCGUUGCGAAGUAUCCGGUGAGGCGCCAUCAUUCCAAACGGUCACCGAGCAUGGCGACAUGGUUGUUGUGUCCCUGCCCGACCAAGGACCACCGAAAAUAACCGGCGGGCGACCACGAUAUCAGAUCGGCGAUGUGGUUCGUAUCAAUUGCACCGCAGGACGCUCUAAACCGGCCGUUAAUCUAUCCUGGUUUGUCAAUGGCGAUGCGGCCGAACCGCAGAAAUUGAGAAAAUACGAGACGAUUGUAUCGGGACGUGAGGGAUUGGAGACUUCGGUAUUGGGCUUGCAGUUUCGUGUGGAGCAGCAUCAUUUUCGGAAUGGCGACAUGAAAUUGAAGUGUGUGGCCUCGCUAUCGACAUUCUAUUGGCGCAGCAAUGAGGAAUCCGUCGAGGGAGAUCGGCCGCAGAAAGCACCGGUAUUGGAAUCCCGCGAAACUGUCUAUGCCAGCAACUCACGUGCCGACCCCGUUCAAGCCAGCAAAACGGACUCGCUACUGGUUGCCCGUGCACCUAAUGCACUGUUGUUGCUGGCAUUGGCCACUGGAGCCACCCUGGCUGGCAUUUUCCGGGGAGGCGGGUGGCCAACAGCUCGGCACAACAACAAGGGUAGGCCCAGAGUGGGUGUGGACGAUAAUGGUCAUGAUGAUAAUGAUGAUGAUGAUGAUGAUGAUGAUGAUGUUAAUGAUCAUGAAGAUGAUUAUAAAGAUAAAGAUAAAAUAGAUGUUAUUGAGAAAGAUGUUAAAAUAGAUGGUGAUGGAUCUGAUGAGUUGGUGGCGUUGGCUACAGAAAUUGAGAAUAAAUUGCUUAAAGCAUCUGUGUCCACAUCGCAAUUGGUUGUGUCCCAACAUCAGCCAAAGCUAUUAACUGCACGGUAGCUCAAUUAAGUUAACGAAAAAAAGUUCAACCACACAAUUUCCCUCAAAUAAUUUUUCGUCUUUGCUUCAGAUUGAAAAUGAACAAACUAAAAUCGAUAUACACAUACAUACAUUUGUGCAAAAAUGAAAAG
Drosophila willistoni is the source of this 1414-nucleotide messenger RNA. RefSeq lists its product as uncharacterized. The record is from RefSeq and is a predicted model, not a curated record. NCBI's taxonomy places the organism in Eukaryota, Metazoa, Arthropoda, Insecta, Diptera, Drosophilidae. Bases 81 to 1283 code for a protein of 400 amino acids. The transcript is spliced from 6 exons.